GCAGCAAGAUGGCCAGUAAAACCAAGGCCAGCGAGGCCCUGAAGGUGGUGGCCCGGUGCCGCCCCCUCAGCCGGAAGGAGGAGGCUGCUGGUCACGAGCAGAUCCUGACCAUGGACGUGAAACUAGGCCAGGUGACCCUGCGGAACCCCCGCGCUGCCCUGGGGGAGCUGCCCAAGACCUUCACCUUCGAUGCCGUGUAUGAUGCCAGCUCCAAGCAGGCAGACUUGUAUGAUGAAACCGUGAGGCCCCUGGUAGACUCGGUGCUUCAAGGUUUCAACGGCACCGUCUUUGCCUAUGGACAGACAGGCACGGGCAAGACUUACACCAUGCAGGGGACCUGGGUGGAGCCCGAGCUCCGCGGGGUUAUCCCCAAUGCCUUUGAGCAUAUCUUCACCCACAUCUCACGCUCCCAGAACCAGCAGUACUUGGUCCGGGCCUCCUACCUGGAGAUCUACCAGGAGGAGAUUCGAGACCUGCUCUCCAAGGAGCCAGGCAAGAGGCUCGAGCUGAAGGAAAACCCUGAGACAGGCGUCUACAUCAAGGACCUGUCCUCCUUCGUCACCAAGAAUGUCAAGGAGAUAGAGCACGUGAUGAACCUGGGGAACCAGACCCGGGCGGUAGGCAGCACACAUAUGAAUGAGGUCAGCUCCCGCUCCCAUGCCAUCUUCGUCAUUACCGUGGAGUGCAGUGAGCGUGGCUCAGACGGCCAGGACCACAUCCGUGUGGGCAAGCUCAACCUGGUGGACUUGGCCGGUAGCGAGAGGCAGAACAAAGCAGGCCCCAACACCGCUGGAGGGACCGCCACACAGUCCACUGGUGGUGGCGGUGGUGGAGGGGGUGGUGGCAGUGGUGGAGAGAGGCCGAAGGAAGCCUCCAAAAUCAACCUGUCGCUGUCUGCCCUGGGCAACGUGAUCGCUGCUCUCUCGGGUAACAGGAGCACCCACAUCCCCUACCGGGACUCCAAGCUGACCCGGUUGCUCCAGGACUCUCUGGGGGGAAAUGCCAAGACCAUCAUGGUGGCCACCCUGGGGCCAGCCUCUCACAGCUACGAUGAGAGCCUCUCCACCCUGCGCUUCGCCAACCGGGCCAAGAACAUCAAGAACAAGCCCCGGGUGAACGAGGACCCCAAGGACACACUGCUGCGGGAAUUCCAGGAGGAGAUUGCCCGCCUGAAGGCCCAGCUGGAGAAGAAGGGGAUGCUGGGAAAGCGACUCCGCAGGAAGAGCAGCCGCAGGAAGAAGGCCGUGUCAGCCCCGGCCGGGUACCCGGAGGGACCAGUGAUCGAGGCCUGGGUGGCCGAAGAGGAGGAUGAUAACAACAACAACCACCGCCCGCCCCAGCCCAUCCUGGAAACAGCCUUGGACAAGAACAUGGAGAAUUACCUGCAGGAGCAGAAGGAGCGGCUAGAGGAGGAGAAGGCGGCCAUCCAGGACGACCGCAGUCUGGUGAGCGAGGAGAAGCAAAAGCUGCUGGAGGAGAAGGAGAAGAUGCUGGAAGACCUGCGGCGGGAGCAGGAAGCCACAGAGCUGCUCGCUGCCAAGUACAAGGCCAUGGAGAGCAAGCUGCUCAUCGGGGGCAGGAACAUCAUGGAUCACACCAACGAGCAGCAGAAGAUGCUCGAACUAAAGAGGCAGGAGAUUGCCGAGCAGAAACGCCGUGAGCGGGAAAUGCAGCAAGAGAUGAUGCUCCGGGACGAGGAGACCAUGGAGCUCCGGGGCACCUACACAUCCCUGCAGCAGGAGGUGGAGGUCAAAACCAAGAAACUCAAGAAGCUCUACGCCAAGCUGCAGGCGGUGAAGGCGGAGAUCCAGGACCAGCACGAUGAGUACAUCCGCGUGCGGCAGGACCUGGAGGAGGCGCAGAAUGAGCAGACCCGGGAACUCAAGCUCAAAUACCUGAUCAUCGAGAACUUCAUCCCCCCAGAGGAGAAGAACAAGAUCAUGAACCGGCUUUUCCUAGACUGCGAGGAGGAGCAGUGGAAGUUCCAGCCCCUUGUUCCCAGUGGAGCCAAUAGCAGCCAAAUGAAGAAGCGGCCAACGUCUGCAGUGGGCUACAAGAGGCCGAUCAGCCAGUAUGCUCGGGUUGCCAUGGCAAUGGGGUCCCACCCCAGGUACAGGGCUGAGAACAUCAUGUUUCUGGAGUUGGAUGUGUCCCCGCCUGCGGUCUUUGAGAUGGAAUUCUCUCAUGACCAAGACCAAGACCCCCGUGCACUACACAUGGAGAGGCUCAUGCGGUUGGACAGCUUUCUGGAAAGACCUUCCACGUCUAAAGUCCGGAAGUCCAGAUCCUGCGGUAAAGAAUCUGCCUGCAAUGCAGGAGCCGCAGGAGACUCAGGUUCGAUCCCUGGGUCGGGAAGAUCCCUUGGAGAGAGAAAUGGCAACCCACUCCAGUAUACUUGCCUGGAAAAUCCUAUGGACAGAGGAGCCUGGGCCAAGACACCCAUCACUACAUCUGUGUUCCAGUCCCUGGAAAGGGGAAAAAGGAGGAGUAGAGGGCGUGCUAAUCCUUAAUGGGAACUGGAAGUUGCAUAAUCCCGUUGGUUAGAACUUUGUCAUGCUCAUCUUCAAGGUGGGAGUCUGGGUCUUUAUUCUGGGUUGCUAAUAAUCAGGGAUUUUAUUAUGGCACAACCGUGUGGAUUGGCGCUGUGACUGGUCACAAGGUGAGCCCUGUAUUCUCUGGAUUCCUGCAAAUUCCAGAUGUGUGUUUCUGUCACGGACAACAGAGCCAAGAUUUGCAGGACUUGGACCUUAUACAGUUUUGGGGAGAGAAAGGAGAGCUCUAACCAAGAAAAAAGAAUAAAAUUAGUUACAGAAGUGAAUAGGUAGACUGAGAAAACAAAGCACUAAUUAUACAAUUUAAAAGCUGACAAAUAUCACAUCACAAAAUUCAGAAAAAUAGUAUGAUAUGCUUAUUGUUUAAAAACCUGACAGACCGCUCUAAAACUCUUUCCCUGCAUUUUCCGACUGUGCACUUUUUGGAUGCAUCUGAAUACAACCAUAACUUUGCAAUAUUUUCUAGCCAAAAAAACAUACAAAAACCCCAGAUGCAUAAUUAAUUCAGUGUCUCUUUUAAAAUGGUUGACUGAAAUUUAAAAAAUAUUAUUAUUGAGAGUUUAGUAAAGUUUCUUUGUGCUUCACUUCAUUAUUGGUGCGUGCAUGCUAACUUCAGCUGUGCCCAACUCAUUGCGAUCCUAUGGAUUGUAGCCCACCAAGUUCCUCUGUCCAUGGGAUUCUUGAGGCAAGAAUAUUGGAGUGGGUUGCUAUGCUGUCCUCCAGGGGAUCUUCCCGACCCAGGGAUCAAAUUUGCAUUUGCCUCCUGUGUUGGUAGGUGGGUUCUUUACCAUUAGCGCCACUUGGGGAAGCUGUCAUAUAUUAUUUUAGAAUUAUGAUUAAACUUGGGAAAACCUCUAUCAAAUUUCUUUCAUAUAUGUGCUACAGGAUUUCAGGGCAUUUCAAGUUAUUGGUAUAUGUGUGCAAUAACUAAUCUUAGAUACUGUUUGAAGUAACAAUACUCAUUGACCAGAUGGUUGAUGAUAUCCUAAUUGUAAUGGUUUAUUAUUAGUUUUUUAUAUCUUUGUAUGUCAGCAAUGGUGGGGGGGGAUGCAGAAAACAUACAACAUGCACACAGAUGUGUUAGCUGUUUUAGUACUGCUACAAGAUUGUGUCUGUAAACACAAGAAUUCUGAUAAAUUCUCUUUUGCACAACUUCCAUCAAAAAGAGGAAAAUGAAUUGUGUGUUUGUGAUUCGAAACACUAUGUUAUAUAUAUUCCUGACAGGAGGGAGUUUUCAUUUUGAUCAGGGAUUGAUGAGAACCAAAUUGUCUGCUUAUACUGUUUUGCAUGUCUGAAAACGGGAAGAAUUUUCUACAGACGAGCUUUUGGCUCUGUAAAUUUCAGACCCUGUCUCUCCUUCACUAUCCACCGAUGUCAGGUGCCAGGCACUGGAGGACUCUUUGUUACCAGUUUACGGUCUCUGGCCCUGCACUUGAAUAUUUUGCCACCCGAGUGAGUGAGUGGGCAGAGUGAGUCAUUAGAGGACUCUUGGCAGGUCUUCCUACCCUAGGUCAAAUAGCAAUAUUCAUCUAUACAUUUAGACUGUGCACCACAUAAAUAUAUCCCAUUGAACCAAGCUAAAUAUGUCUCCAACUCAACUUCCUUUUAAUUAGAUCUAAAAUAUACAUGUAGCCAUGUCUUGAGGAUGUCAGGGAAUUAGGAGUGGAGACAGUGGUUUUAAGUGACUACAGUAAAAAUAUCUUACUUUUAGAAUUCUUUUCCAAUUUUAUUUAAUUAAUUUUUGGCAGAGGGGCUUGCAGGAUCUUAGUUCCCUGACCAGGCACUGAACCCAGGCCGUGGCAGUGAAAGAAAGUGUCAAGUCCUAACCACAAGGCAACCAGGGAAUGUCCCCAGUUUUAUUGAGAUAUAAUUGACAUAUAGCACUGUGUAAGUUUAAGGUAUAUAGCCUGGUUAUUUUAUUUACAUCCAUCAUGAAAUGAUUUCUACAAUAAGUUUAGUGAACAUCACCUCUUAUAGGUACAAAAUUGAAGAAAUAGAAAAAAAAGAUUUUUUUCCUUGUGAUGAGUGUCCUUAAGAUUUAGUCUUUAUGGGCUUCCUUGGUAGCUCAGUUGGUAAAGAAUCUGCCUGCAAUGCAGGAGACCCCAGUUUGAUUCCUUGGUCAGGAAGCCCCGCUGGAGAAGGGAUAGAUCACCCCCUCCAGUAUUCUUGAGCUUCCCUUGAGGCUCAGCUGGUAAAGAAUCUGCCUGCAAUUCAGAAGAGCUGGGUUUGAUCCCUAGGUUGGGAAGAUCCCCUGAAUAAGGAAAAGGCUGCCCACUCCAGUAUUCUGGCCUAGAGAAUUUCAUGGACUGUAUAGUCCAUGGGGUCACAAAGAGUCAGACAUGACUGAGCCACUUUCACUUUCACUCUCUUAAAAAGCUUCAUAUAUAAUGUACAGCAGUGUUAAUUAUAUUUAUCCUUAGUACUUACUUAUCUUCCAACUGGAAGUUUGUACCUUUUGACUGCCUUUAUCCAACCUGGUUCUCCCCAACUUCCCCACCCCUUUACAACCUGUAACCACAAAUCUGUUCUCUUUUUCUAGGAGUUGGUUGGUUUCUUCGUUUUGUAGGAAAAGUGACCUACCACACAGUAUAAGUGACCUACCACAUGUUACUUCCUGAUACAUAGCAUAGUGAUUCGAUAUUUCUAUGCAUUCCAAAAUGGUCACCACAAUAAGUCUAGUUACCAUUUACUUUUAUAAUUUUUUAAAGAAACAUGUGACUAUAUGAUUACAAUGUCAGGGCCCAGGACUUCCCUGGUGGUCCAGUGGCUAAGACUCUGAGCUCCCAGUGCAGGGGGCCCAGGUUCGAUCCCUGGUCAGGGAGCUAGAUCCCACAUGCUACAACUAAGACCCGGAGCAGCCAAAUUAUUUAUUUAAAUUAAAUUAAAAAAAAAAAAUGUCAGGGAUCCUCAUUGGCCCCUGCAAGCAGGGUGUCCUGGGGUUUAAGCUUCCAUAUCUUCAUAGUGUGUCUUCCCUGGUGUCUCAGUGGUAGAGAAUCUACCUUCCAAUGCAAGAGACACAGAUUUGAUCCCUGGGUUGGGAAGACUCCCUGGAGAAGGAAAUGGCAACCCACCCCAGUAUUCUUGCCUGGGGAAUCCCAUGGACAGAGGAGCUGGACACAACUUUGUUGACUGGAUAACAACAACAGCAACAUCUUCGUAGUAAGUCCGCCUCAGUACCCAUAGGUGUGGACAGAGCUUUCUCGGCAGUGAUUCGAGUUAGAAACCAACUUUGCAUUCUCCUUGGUAUCCUAGCCCUGCUUUUCCAGUUCUCCUCUUCAUACCAGUUCCCUUCCAACCCACGUUCUGAAGACUUCUCUCUUCCUGAUAAAGAGGAUAGGCAAUAAUACACAAGUAUCACCACAGAUAAAUUUCUUAAUGUGAACCUUAACUAUAAGAUUAAUACAUGUCAAGUCAGAACAGUUAAAAUAAAUAAACAUAUACACACAUGUGCACACACAUUGGAAACUAAACAACAUGUAGAUAAAUAAUAUUAAUAGUUUUAUUUAUGUAAUUAGGCAACUAUUAACAAUGGGCAGCUAAGAGCUGUCCAACCCACCCUGGGACUGUGCCCAGGCCCUGUUCAAAGGCAUCAUUCAUGGAAGGCUGAACUUGUCCAGAGUGUUGCUUCUUAACCUGUGGGGUGUGUUUUUGUGUAUAUGCAUUUGUGUACUCAUAUGGGCACACACAAGUAUACACGUCCAUGCUAUACAGCAGGUCCUGUGGAGAAUGUGCUGUCUAUUUGGUUGGCAGUCCUCUCUUUCAAAGAUGCUUGUUGAACAUGUGCUUCCUCACACAGCCCUGUGUUUGAUCUCUCUCCAAAGAUGAGGAAGAGUUUCUAGAUUCCAGGUAUUCACACAGACAUUCAUUUUUAAUGCCAAGCCUGUGUGACCGCCAUCUCCCAAGCCAGUGCCAAACCUGGAAUGCCGCUGAUUAGAGAACAUCUUUAUUUAAAAAUAGGAGUAAAGUCUGAUGACACAGGCUGCUCUCAGUGUAGGGAAUUUAAGUGCUUGGGGUUGGCCUUCCUUCCUUCCUUCCUUUUUCACCACACCUCUUUGUCUGUCUGUCUGUUUCUCUCUGUCUCUCUGUCUCUAGAGCCAAUGGCCUACAAAAGGGAAAUCAGUACUUUAAAAAGAAAACAUGGCAGGAAGGGAUAAAUUAGGAGUUUGGGAUCAAUGGAUACACACUACUAUCUACAAAAUAGAGAAAUGACAAGGACCUACUGUAUAGCACAGGAAACUAUAUUCAAUAUCUUAUGUAACUUACAAUGGAAAAGAAUCUGAAAAAGAAUAUAUUUAUAUAUACAUUAAGGGAAGCACACUGCCUGAAACUGCCCACCCUGGCCAGGCACCAUAGUAACCAUUUGCAUGAGUAGUUUUACGACAGGAGGUAAGGAACCUGGUAAGGAACACGGAACUAAUAAGCCACCACCAACCCGAAGAGUUUGGGACAGGUCAAAAGGAGACACCACAUGUCUGAUCACCUCCCAGAAUCCUUGCUGGCAUCCAUCUUGGCUGAACAAGGCAUGCACCACCAGGAAGGACUCUGAGUCAGAAUGAUUGGCUAAAGACAACCUGGAAACUAAUCCCAUCACCAUAAAACCUGAGACUGAGAGCCAUGUGGCAGAGCUCUUCUCCUGGGUUCCCUCACCCCACUGCUCUCCACCAGAGUGCUCUUUUCCAAUAAAAUCUCUUGCUUUGUCAGCACAUGUGUCCCCUUAGACAAUUCAUUUCCGAGUGUUAGACAAGAGCCCAGUUUCGGGCCCUGGAAGUGGCCCCCCUUCCUGUAACAUAUAUGUACAACUGAAUCACUUUGCCAUGUACGUGAAACUAACACAUUGUAAAUCAACUAUAUGUCAAUGAAAUAAAAGAAAAAAAUCUUCAAAAACA
Molecule: messenger RNA, 7438 nt
Organism: Dama dama (fallow deer)
Lineage: Eukaryota; Metazoa; Chordata; Mammalia; Artiodactyla; Cervidae
Gene: KIF3C
Product: kinesin family member 3C
Exons: 9
Coding region: 9-2510 (833 amino acids)
Biological process (GO): mitotic cell cycle; microtubule-based movement
Cellular component (GO): microtubule
Molecular function (GO): microtubule binding; plus-end-directed microtubule motor activity; ATP binding
Source: RefSeq, a predicted model, not a curated record